CCUCUGCCCUCCCAUCUCUUCUCCUACGGCCCAUCUGCGCCUCCUCUCUGCUCCCUUUAUUGCCACCCCCGCCCUCAGCUGGGCGCUCCCGCCCCUCCCGCGCGCGUCUGUAUUUGGAGCUGCCGGAAGCCGCGGGCGACUCUCCCCGCGAGCAGCGUGACCGGCUCGGGCUCCCGUGCAGGGGGGAGGCGGAGGCAGCGCAGGGCCUGCGGGAGGAGGGCGAGAGUGACCGAAGCCGGCUUUGCAUCACCGAAGCCGGGACCUGGGUUCCGCAGCAGAAUGGCGGACAUGCUGGCACUGAUGGAGAGGCUUGAAUGUGCGGUCAGCCGGCUGGAGCAGCUGUGUGCAGGUUCACGUGGGCCUCCUGGAGACUGCAGAGAAGUUAAUGGUGUCAAUGGAGGUGUGGCACCAUCCGUGGAGGCCUUUGACAAGCUGGUGAUCAGUAUGGUGGCCGAGUUCUUAAAGAACAGCAGAGUCCUUGCUGGGGACGUGGAGACUCAUGCGGAAAUGGUACACAGUGCUUUCCAGGCCCAGCGUGCUUUCCUUCUCAUGGCCUCUCAGUACCAACAACCCCAGGAGAAUGAAGUGGCCGUCCUUCUGAAACCCAUCUCGGAGAAGAUUCAAGAAAUACAGACUUUCCGAGAGAAAAACCGGGGAAGCAGCAUGUUCAACCACCUCUCUGCGGUCAGCGAAAGCAUCCCCGCCCUGGGGUGGAUAGCUGUGUCCCCCAAACCUGGUCCUUAUGUCAAGGAGAUGAAUGACGCUGCCACCUUUUACACUAACAGGGUCCUGAAGGACUACAAACACAGUGAUCUGCGCCAUGUGGAUUGGGUGAAGUCCUAUCUCAACAUCUGGAGCGAGCUUCAGACCUACAUUAAGGAGCACCACACCACAGGCCUCACUUGGAGCAAAACAGGUCCUGCAGCAUCCACAGCAUCCGCGUUUUCUGUCCUCUCCUCUGGGCCUGGUCUCCCACCACCACCUCCACCGCCACCCCCUCCUGGGCCACCUCCGCUUUUUGAGAAUGAGGGUAAAAAUGAGGAGUCUUCUCCUUCUCGCUCAGCUUUGUUUGCCCAGCUUAACCAGGGAGAAGCCAUCACAAAAGGGCUCCGGCAUGUCACAGACGACCAGAAGACUUAUAAGAACCCCAGCCUGAGGGCUCAAGGACAAGCUCGAUCUCCAACCAAAACCCACACUCCAAGCCCUACAUCUCCAAAAUCCAAUCCUCCUCCGAAACAUGCUCCAGUGUUAGAGCUGGAAGGGAAGAAAUGGAGAGUGGAAUACCAAGAGGACAAGAAUGACCUUGUCAUCUCAGAGACUGAGCUGAAACAAGUGGCUUACAUUUUCAAGUGUGAAAAAUCCACUCUUCAGAUAAAGGGAAAAGUAAAUUCCAUCACUGUUGAUAACUGCAAGAAGUUCGGCCUGGUGUUCGAUAAUGUGGUGGGCAUUGUGGAAGUGAUCAACUCCAAGGACAUUCAGAUCCAGGUAAUGGGAAGAGUGCCAACAAUUUCCAUUAAUAAGACAGAAGGGUGCCACCUGUACCUCAGUGAAGACGCACUAGACUGUGAGAUCGUGAGUGCCAAGUCAUCUGAGAUGAAUGUCCUGAUCCCUCAGGGUGACGAUUAUAGAGAAUUUCCCAUUCCUGAGCAGUUCAAGACAGUGUGGGAUGGAUCCAAGCUGGUCACCGAACCCGCGGAAAUUAUGGCCUGACAUCCUGGAGGUAGCCUUCCCUGAGUCUCCUCCAGCAAACCAACAGAAGCAAGUAGCUAAUAGGAACUAGAUUUCACCACAGCCCCUGCCUCUGUGUCAGCUUCUUGCAGUUCUGUGCUGUGGAAACAGUGUCCUUUCUGGCGUGCUUUUGUGGGCAUUUUGAAAUAUUUAACAUUUGAUCAUGAUUUGUGUGUGAUUUUAGUUCUACAUGAGCACAGAAGAAUUAAAGGAGAAAGAAUUCUGUUCUCACCAUAUUGUGGACACCGCAACUCACAAGGAAAAUCCCUGCUCAUUUCUUCAUUAGGUUUAAUUGCUAGUUGAAAAAUGAAGCCUUAGAGAAUCUCUGUAUGUUUUUACCUUCUAGACAAUUUUAAUAUGAGAAAAUAGUCUUGUGCCCUGAAAAAUAUGACUCUAUUUUUAAUUUUUA
Molecule: messenger RNA, 2137 nt
Organism: Onychomys torridus (southern grasshopper mouse)
Lineage: Eukaryota; Metazoa; Chordata; Mammalia; Rodentia; Cricetidae
Gene: Cap2
Product: cyclase associated actin cytoskeleton regulatory protein 2
Exons: 13
Coding region: 280-1710 (476 amino acids)
Biological process (GO): cytoskeleton organization; cell morphogenesis; regulation of adenylate cyclase activity
Cellular component (GO): cytoplasm
Molecular function (GO): adenylate cyclase binding; actin binding
Source: RefSeq, a predicted model, not a curated record